UUCAAGACAUCGAGGCGACACAAGGAAAAAAACACAGCUGGAUCCAAGUAUUCCUGCUAGCAGAUCCACUACCAGCCUCUUCCCUUCGGCCGCUUUGACUUCGACAAGCUGUGUCUGAGUCUGAUGAUGUGGUAUGAAGAUGGAGGCUCCUGAAUACCUGGACCUGGAUGAGAUCGACUUCUCAGAUGAUUCCGUGUAUUCAGUGACGUCUCUGAAGAGCAUCCCAGAGCUGUCCAGGAGGAGCGAUGGUCAAGUUGAGGAGAGACCAGCUCUGGCUAUCAACUGGAGUCGAAGCAUUUCCUCUCACAGUGGUGUGGGAAUCAAACCCACAGGGCUUGCUGAGGUCCACAGUAAGUUCCGGCCAGUGAAGAGAGUCUCGCCUCUCAAACACCAACCAGAGAACAACGACUCUGAAUCUGAUGGGAAGGUCCAGGGUGUUGGGCUAGGGGAGCUGGGGGAGGGCAGUAAAGAGGACCCCAGCUCAGAAAAGCCCAAUCACACCUCCUCCCCCUCUGAUGGAUCAGGAGGAAAGGCGAAAGGCCCCAGUAGCAUUGGCGUCGGUGUUGUUGGUGGGAACAACCCUCAGGCCCUGUUCGGGGAGCUGGAACACUACGACCUGGACAUGGACGAGAUCCUCGACGUACCUUAUAUUAAGUCCAGUCAGCAGAUGUCCACUCUGCCACGUGUCCCCCAUGACAAGCGCUCGGUGACAGGGAGUAACCUGGGUGGGGGCACCCUGGAGAGGAACCGGGGUGGAGGGCUGAAGAGUUCUACGUUAUCACACAAUGAAUCGCUGAACCUUGGAAGCAGCAGUGCACAGACCCCGUACUGUGUUCUGUCUCCAGUGAAGUGGUCAGACUUAAGGAAGUCCAAAUCGAUGGAUCCAGACCUCCACCAUCUCCACCGUUCCCAAACUGGAGGAGGUUAUCAGCCAGAGCCACUAUCCUCAGGUCUCCUCAGCUGCCCUUCCUCCCUCUCAUCAUUCUCUGAUGCAGACAAACUGCUGUCUGCUCGGGUCUACCCAGACUCCCAGACACAGAGACCCACUGUGGAGCCUGCAGGUGGCCCAGGGCUCAUGUACCCCCUACCAGGAUGCAGCAUGGGCAGACAGGAUGGAUCCAAGCCCUGGACUGCUGGACCAGGACCAGGAGCAGGAGCAGGAGCAGGAGCAGGAGGAGAGUUGGAUGAAGAGACAAAGAAAAACCAGAACAUUAUCAACAUUGUCAGAGAAGGACAGAUCUCCCUGCUGCCUCACCUGGCAGCAGACAACCUGGAGUUGAUCACAGACGAGGACGGGAACAACCUACUUCACAUCUCGGCAUCUCAGGGUCACGCUGACUGUCUGCAGCAUCUCACCUCUCUUAUGGGAGAAGACUGCCUCAAUGAACGCAACAAACAGCAGCUCACCCCUGCAGGCCUGGGCGUCAAGAACGGUCACCUGGAGUGUGUCAGGUGGAUGGUGAGUGAAACGGAGGCCAUCGCCGAGCUAAGCUGCACCAGAGAACAUCCCAGUCUGAUCCACUAUGCAGCUCGCUAUGGGCAGGAGAAGGUUUUGCUGUGGUUACUGCAGUUCAUGCAGGAACAGGCCAUUUCUUUGGAUGAGGUUGACCAGAAUGGCAACACUGCAGUCCACGUAGCAGCUCAGUAUGGACACCUCACCUGUAUACAGACGCUGGUGGAGUACGGCUCUAAUGUAACAGUCCAGAACCAAGCAGGGGAGCGGCCUUCCCAGAGUGCUGAACGGCAGGGUCACACGACCUGUGCUCGGUACUUGGUCGUUGUAGAAACGUGCAUGUCCCUGGCGUCACAGGUUGUUAAACUCACCAAGCAGCUGAAUGAACAGGCCACAGAGAGGAUGGCACUACAGAAACAACUGCAGAGACUGAUGGACCCCAACAAGGCAGAGGGGACACCAACCCGGUCACCUAGUUCCCAUCAGCCCUCCGUGGAGGCGUGGCCAGAGAUGAUGUUGACCGCAGAGGGGACUCCAGGGGAUGGUCAAUGGUUAGUUCGUCAGGGUGGGGUGAGUCAAGACUCCGUGCUACGGCAGCUAUUGGGGAAAGACAUGUCAGACACGCUGUGUCCCAAAGAGAGGUUGCCUCCAGCAGGCAGCCUGAGCAGAGACGGCUCCUGUGGUGCCGGGGCCCCUGGGGGCCGCAGGGCAGGGUUAAUGGAGAGGAGGGAGCUCAAAUUAGCAAGACUCAAACAGAUCAUGCAACGCUCUCUCAGUGAGUCAGAUUCAGAUGGUUAUCCGCCAGAAGAAGGUAAAAACCAAGGAGCCCCGCCCCCAAAUGCUCAACGCCCUGAUAGGCCCUCCCACCUGCCAAUCACGGAGGAUGAGUCUGCAUCAAACCACCUUAAUUUGAUGAUGAAAAAGCACCUUCCCACCUCCUCCUCCACAGUUGAGAGGAAGCAGGUGUUCUCUCUCAGUGGGUCAAAGUCAGUUGACAGCAUUGGUUGCAACCCAUCUCCCACCUCCAGUGACCCCGACGCUGCAGAGAGUAAAACGCCAGACUCUUCCAUCGACUCCCAGGACGGUGCCAAUGGUCUGAAAGUUGCCACCAGCCCCAAAAGUGCACUGAAGUCUCCAUCAUCUCGCAGGAAGACGUCCCAGAACCUUAAGCUGAGGGUCACUUUUGACGAGCAGGUCCACAAGAGCUCGAGUCAGGAGGCGGAACCAACCAAAGGGCAUCAUGGGAAGGAGAGGACUCCAACAGGAAGCUCUGAGAGCAAGCGUCCAUUUGGGACGUUCCGCUCGAUCAUGGAGACGCUGAGUGGAAACACUAAUCACAACAACAAUAACAACAACAGUGGAGGUCAGUCAGGCUCAGGGAUCAAACCCCCCACAUGUCAGAACUCACCAGGCAGGAAGUCGGAGAGUAAGAGCAGCACAGGUGGCGCUAGAGGCAAAAGCAAAACCAGUAAUGUUUAACUAUCAGGUGCCGACUGAAGGGCAGAGAACGCAGAGUGAACUGAGGCACAGAACGUGAGAAACUAUUCAAUCAAAUCAGUCAUUUCUACUGUGGGUUUAGAAUCAUACUUUCUCACGAUCCUGAGUUCACAAUACCAACACAAAUGUGAUGGUUGUAUUUGCAUCAAUUAUAGCAACUUUAAUUCAAAGUAACUUCUUUAUGACUUCAUUAACAAAACAUUAGUUUAAUUUCCAUAAACAGCAGGUCAUUUCCCCAUAUGAGAAACUACGGUGGCCUUCAGGUAGCAUCAAAUUUCAAAAAGCCUUCAGGUCACAACAGGUCUUCAUUUUGAGCUGAUAAUAAGUUAUUGAAAAUGCAAUAGUAAAUAUUAUUUUCCAUUUUGUUGUCACAUCCCUCUAAAUUCUUCACACUUGUCCUUUAACAUAGAGACACAGGAUUGAACUGACGAAUGAAUGUCUCUUAUUCUGUUAAUCUAAUGUUCGCAGUGUCAUAUGUUCUUUGCCUCAAACAUUGGACGUUUGUUUUAACAGUUGAUCUGAGAAAGGCUCUGUGAUGAACUGUCCUUAUCCUGUGAAAAUACUGAUAUGCUCUGAAGCUUUUCAGACUGGUCAUAGCUUCACCAUCUGUAGCAACAUAGUACAUUUGAUUUAUUAGUAUUUGGCAAAUUCACUGUUGCAUCGCAUUGUUCUAAUGUGAUAUUAACACAGUAAAGCAAUAAUCAAUAUCAAUCAAUAAACUCUUCAUAUUUAAUUUUUACUGUGAGUCCGAAUCAGAAUUGAUGUUAAUUUGACACUUCACUAUUACUUUCAUACUGGAGAAUUGAAGAAUGAUCACUUCAUCCCAUAUGAGGUGUAACAGAUGGUGUUCUCAAUGUUGAAUGACCAUCACCAACAUCACCAAGAGUCACACGCAUCCAGUUAUCAUGGAAAACUCUGGUGGUCACACACAGGGAUCAUGGGCCACAGGAAUAAGAAGGAAAAGACUGAAAGACAUGAAUCAAUGCAAAGAUGAUGAAAAGAACCCGUGUUCAACAUGACUGAGAUGAUAUCAGUACAAAUGCACCAAAUACCAUUUAUUAAACAUUUCCUUUUUUUGUUGGUGUUUUCACUUGUAAGGUUCUUAUUGAUGACAGAGUUUGAUCUUUGUUGUGGAGAUGAAAGGUUUGUGUUUCUCUGCCUCUCUGUGCAAGACAAAAGAUGAAUUAUUAGUAUUUAUGUUUAUGCACAUUUAUAUGAUUUGAAAUGUUUAAAAAUGUCACUAUAAUCAUGCACGUAGAUAACGUGCACCAGCACAACAACAAUUUUUUUUACUUUCAGUGUUUAUUUUCUGUGCAGUACUUUUGGCAUGAAGUAGACGUUAGUUGUGUGAUGUGUCUUUGAGACGGGGAGGUUCAACACCUUCUACAGCAGAUGAACUGAUUAUAAAAACAACUUUCAAGGAGAUGAAGAAGAACAGCGUAAAACACUUUUUUUUUACUUAACCGUGACUAAAUUGUCUUCAUCUUUUACGAGGUUUUGAACAUGAACAAAAGUGUGACACAGUGGACUGAGGCUCUGGUCUGUUUGGGGGGAAAAAGCAAAAAUAGCAACGCACAAACAUGUCGCAGGAUGAUCAGUUACCAUCAACUGUUCCAUUCCCCAUGGAGAGCACAGACACUGAAGCCUCUCUAGCACCCCAAGAGGCUUCAGUGUUUAUUACACCUCACAGUACACCAAAUUUGAGCUUUAGAGAACAAACAUGAUGAAUAUCCAGUAUGUGUGUUUUUUUUACUACAUGUAAUAUGAUGGAAAUGAGACGCAAAACUUCUGCAUAUUUUAUGAAAAAAGGCCCUUUGCAUGUUAUGUGAUCUAGAGAUGGAACAAUGAAAACUGUAAUGUUCAGUUCUUUCCAGGUUAUUCCAGAUUAUCGUUUCUUCACAAUUCUUGGUCUAAAAAUGAUAUAACCCCUAACUCAUUUUGUUUCUGACCCCAGUUAACGGUAAAGUGAUUUCAGUGUUUUAAUAAUUUUUUUAGUAAAAUAAUGAUAACAUGACAUUUAUACUUGUCCCAUGAAGCUGCCGUAAACAAAACAGUUUUUUUCCAUUAUUUCUGUUAACUCACACAUUUUGCACUAUUCGCUUUAGUUAAAAUAUUUGAACUUGAGUGAAAAAUGAAUGUGUCAUGAUGCUGCAGAAGCCAAUGAGUGUUGAGAUAAGGACACUUUAUGUAGCAGUACAGUAACAACAUCAUAAUAUGGUAAUUACCAUACUAUUACUGUAAUGACAUUUGUUUUGUUUGGGGGAGAAUGGGCCAGUAUUUGCACAUAAUACGAUCCUGUAGGCAAACGUUCGCCCGUAAUGCAAUGCAAAUAUUCCCUUUGUCGUGAACCCACAAUUCAUCUUUAAUUUGACUGUCAUAUAGAGGUUUAUGAGAUGAUUUAUUUAUAGCCCCCCUCUCACACCUGUGACGUUAAACCAACAUUCAAACAAUAUAAAUUGUCAGUGCACAUGUCCAUGUUUGAGUGUGAGUGAAACACAGAUCACGGCCUCUGCUCUGAGGUGAUAACAUUUCGGACACACGUUCAUGUGAACGCAGCAACUUAAAAGGAUACUUUUGUCCGUCAGGAUUCAUGUUUAUCUGUUUACUAGAUACAUUGUGAUGAAUGAUGAAGAUGAUUCCUGUCACCUUGAGUGAAUGUUUGGUUUAAUUCAAACAAAUGUAUUUUCUUGAACACAGUUGUCUUGUCUUUUUUUAUAUAUCAUUUAUUUGUGUUGAUGACAUUCUUAUAAGAAAAUACUGUUUAUUUUACUGGAGGUGAGAGAAGGAUGAGGAUGAACGAGCUUGACAUCAGAUCUUUACUAAAUACACGGAAAGAACAUGUGGUUAUUGUUGGAAAAGACACUUUAAACCAGAGGGGUUUUUAUGUUUUUUUAGUGAACAUGUACAGAGAGAGACAGACAGCUGCUUUUCACUCCUGUAAUUUAAACUGUUGUGAAAACUGAAAACAAACUGAAAUAAACGGAUUUCUGGACUUUU
This is a messenger RNA of Solea senegalensis (Senegalese sole), 5947 nucleotides long. Its product is annotated as synuclein, alpha interacting protein. Bases 134 to 2932 code for a protein of 932 amino acids. The transcript is spliced from 13 exons. Gene Ontology annotation, molecular function: ubiquitin protein ligase binding. Lineage: Eukaryota; Metazoa; Chordata; Actinopteri; Pleuronectiformes; Soleidae. The record is from RefSeq and is a predicted model, not a curated record.